This is a messenger RNA of Ostreobium quekettii, 1116 nucleotides long. The record is from the annotation of a GenBank genome assembly. NCBI's taxonomy places the organism in Eukaryota, Viridiplantae, Chlorophyta, Ulvophyceae, Bryopsidales, Ostreobiaceae.
AUGGCCACGGAACUGCGACCCCGCCCACUGCGCAAGCCCCUGUACGAUUCCGAGAGGGCCGAGCCACGUGCGACGGUGUGCGUCACCGGCGCCACGGGCUACAUCGCCGGGCCCGUGAUCGCACGGCUGCUCGCGGCGGGGCACACGGUCCACGCGGCAUGCAGGGAUCCGGCCAACGAGGCCAAGACGGGGCACCUCAAGGCGCUGCCCGGCGCGGGGGAGCGGCUGCGGUUGUUCGCGGCCACCCUCGAGGCGGAGGCCUCCUACGACGAGGCCGUGGCCGGCUGCAAGUACGUCGUGCACCUGGCGUCGGUGGUGCGCAUGAUGGCGCCCAAGGGCCGGGAGCGGGAGCUCAUCAUCGACCCCUCCGUGCAUGGCGUAACGAAUGUCCUAGGUUCUGUGAACCGCACGCCGAGCGUGGAGAAGGUGGUGAUGGCCUCAAGCGUCGCCGCUGUCGUGGGCGACCACUGGGAGCGCGGGAGGGACCACGUGUACACGGAGGAGGACUGGAACACGACCUGCAGGGACGACUACCUGCCGUAUCACCAGAGCAAGCUGCUGUCCGAGAAGAAGGCGUGGGAGCUUGCUGAAUCUCAACAAAGGUGGAAGUUGAUCGUCCUGCAGCCCUGCCUUGUGUGUGGCCCUCCCCUCGGAAACAACAAGUGCGAGUCCGUGGGCUUCAUGAGGCGCCUGCUGAACGGCUGGUUUGGCGGGUGCAUGCCCAAUCCCACGUACUGCGUCGUGGACCUCGACGACGUGGCGGCCGCCCUCACCCUUGCCAUGGUCACCAAACACGCAAAGGGGAGGUACCUCAUCACUCAACAGUCCUUCACAUUGCGCCAGUACGUCGCACUCAUUCGCCAAAAGUGGGGCGACUUCCGUCUGCCCUGGUUUCCUGUUCCCUACUGGGUGGUGUGGCUGCAGAGCCUGUUCCAUCCAGAGCUGGACAUGAACCUGCUGCAUGCGAUCUGGGGCAAGGUGCCCAAGUUCGACAACAGCAAGAGCAAGCGCGACUUGGGGCUCACGUACACAGAGAUCAAGGUGUCCAUCGACGACAUGGUCGAGGCGCUUAUCAGGCUGGGGAUUGUUAAGGACUUCAGGAAAAAGCGCAGAUGA